Molecule: messenger RNA, 5237 nt
Organism: Diorhabda carinulata
Lineage: Eukaryota; Metazoa; Arthropoda; Insecta; Coleoptera; Chrysomelidae
Gene: Bulli
Product: regulator of MON1-CCZ1 complex
Exons: 8
Coding region: 111-2015 (634 amino acids)
Biological process (GO): regulation of autophagy
Cellular component (GO): lysosomal membrane; late endosome membrane; Mon1-Ccz1 complex
Molecular function (GO): protein binding
Source: RefSeq, a predicted model, not a curated record
UUUUUUGCCCAUAUGUCAAAAUCAGCUGUAGCUGUCAAUUUUAUAAACACAUGUAUAUAUUUUCAUAGGAGGUGAAUGCUUUAAAGUAAUUGAUAGAUAAUUUAUACCUAAUGGAUGAUAAUAAUUUGGAAUAUUGCUUAGAGCUAUCCGAAGAUCCUAUUCGAUUUGAAGCAGUCAAUCAGUUAACGAAUGUUUUUUUUGAUGAUUCAAAUAAAGAUGUCUUCGCUGUACGAUCUGGAGGAGUUAUGGGAGUCGUUGUCAAAAAUGCUGAUCAUAAGUCCCAAUCGUUAGACUUCAGGAUGGAAGAUCAUGGACCUGUUUUAUCAAUAAAAUUUUCUCCAGAUCACCAAAUUCUUGCUGUUCAAAGAGCUAGCAAUUCCGUAGAAUUCAUGAAUUUCAAUGGAACAAAUUUAGAUACAGAAUACUCGCAAACUUGUAAAAAAAGCUCUAACAUUCUCGGAUUCAUUUGGUCCCAAAAAAAUGAGGUAGCUUUUAUAACAGAUCAUGGGAUUGAAUUGUAUAUGGUUAUACCAGAUAAGAAAUCUUUGAAGCAUUUAAAAACUACGAGUGCCACUGUUCAAUGGUUUGUUUGGUGUAAUGUUAAUAAAAUUGCCCUUCUAGCUUCUGCUCAUGGCUCUAACCUGUUACCUGUUGUGAUUAAACAAGGAACAAUUAACAAAUUAGCGAAAGUUGAUACUGAACCAAGUCGAAUGGCCCUAGAACGGGACAUUACUCUUGCUAUUCUAUAUGGUACAUCCGCAGUUUUAAUAUUAAGACAUCAAAACGGACCAAAUACUGCAGAAGUACACAUACACACUUUAAAUGGACCAGGUCAGUCUCCAGUAAAGUCUCAUGUAUUAAAACUGGGAUUAUCUGGAAGAUUUGCAAUCAAUAUUGAAGAUGACAUUAUUUUGGUACACCAUCAGGCGUCAAGAAGCUCUGUGAUAUUCGAUAUUUCGUUACCAAGUGAAAGUGACGGUACUGUACAAUAUCACUCUCCAAUCACAGCUGCCAAAUCGAUGAGACCUGCCAGGUUAACCUUACCAGGUCUUUUAGAACCGGAAACUCAUUUAUGUGAACUUUAUUCACCUAAUUGGGUGGUUUUUCAACCGAAUAUUAUAAUAGAUGCCAAAUUGGGAUGUUUGUGGCAUAUACAAUUAUGUCUGUCAGAAUUAUGUCAACAAAUAAUUGAUUUACGAGUUUGUACAAAUGUGAUGUUGAAUAGAACCCAUGGCAAAACUGUAUUAUUGAGAGUGCUGAUGGACUACAUAAAUCAAGAUAUACUGAAAUUAGAUAAAAUUCAAGAAGCAUUCACUCUGAUCAAUGCAAUUUAUCGAGAUUAUAUGGAAGUGGAACAGCAACCUAAUAUAGUUGGUGGGUUUAAUGUUUCUGUAACAUCUCAACGGAGAAAUCUCAAACAACCAAGGGUACUAAUCACCCAAGACGAUAUGAUGAAUGAAGUAUUCCAAAAAUUGGAUCCAGAAAAGGAUAUAUCGAAAUUAGAAUGGCUCUUAGUUAGUUAUUUAACCUCACUUUCACAAUGUAAUAUACCCGCCCAAUAUAGUUUGAAUGAACUUCUAGUCACUUGUCUUGCUAGACAACAAAAAUUUACAGUUCUACAACAAAUGCUGCAAUACGGCGUGAUAGCCGAUUCGAAACCAUUAGCGUGUUUACUGUUAUCAUUGGGUAAUAUGCAUUCGUCUACCUCACAGAUGGCAUUGGAUAUGCUCUGUAGACUAGAAGCUAAAGAAGAAAUUCAAGAAGUACUUUUUAGCGAAGGAUUACUUCUUCUGGCUUUGAAAUUGGCAGAUAAAAAUGCCAAUCCGAGGAAAUUUUUAACGGCCGCUGAAGAUUCAAACGACGUAACACUUUUGCACAGUGUACUUAUUUAUUUGAAAAAUAAUCCCGAUUAUGUCACCGCCUUCGAAAAAGAUGAACGAUUAAACAAAUUUAUUCAACAAUACAAUAUUAUAUUUGACAAUCUCAACAAUAGCACCAGUAUCAAGGAACAAUAACAUAAAAGAAGACUCCAGUAAAAACAAUUCUAAUGUGGUUUUAGACGAUUAUAGCAAGAUGAAAUGUCGUUUCUGUCAUUUGUCAAUAACAAAGACCAUUUUGAUUCUAUAUAUUGUUAAAAAUGUCAAGUGAAAUGACAUUGACAGUGUUACAUAAAUACGAUUUUAGGAGAUAAAAAAAUGGACCGCAACGUGUAUUAAUACAUUUUCUGAAUGUGUUUUGUAAAGAAUUAAAAAUGUUUCUUUUCUAAAUCAAAAUUUGUGAAUUCAAAAAUAAUAAUAAUUGAUAUUAAAUUCAAAAAUGGAAAAGAAUCGAAUCAAGUCUGAUAAGUGGCUAUUUGAUAUUAUUAAUAUCUAUACUAUAAUAGUAUACUUAUAUAAGAUUUUAUAUUUUCGUGCUGUGAUUGUUAGCUUAAAAUAAACUCUGUGUUAGGUAUCAAAAUCAUCUAAUUAAUUGACUAAUGUGUUUCAAAAGCGUGCUCGAUUUUUCACUAUAAACCAAUUCAUAAUAAGAGCUACUAAAAAUAACGACAAUUAACUUUUAAUCUUAGAAAGCAUCCGACAAAAUCCAAUCAACAUUGAUUUACACAAUCAGUUGAAGUUUCACACCUGUGGUUGCUCAAUAUAAGUAAACUCUAAUAGUCAAAUGUCUGGAAUAAAUCUUUAAUUACGUACAACCAUUUUCUUAUAUUGAUGGUGCUACACUAUACGAGAGUUUUACAAAAAGUUGAGAAACGAACAAGUUCGACACAAUGUUCUUUAUUGCUUUUCGAAAUACUCACCUUUAUGGCUUUACAUUUUUGCUUACGCUCCAACCAAUUCUCGAAUUAUUUUUUCCUGAAGCAGUAGGGAAGAAGAAAAAGUCCUUAUGCGAUAAAUCUGGCGAAUACAGGCAAUGAAACAUCAAUUCAAAGUUUUUCUUCUUCGAAUAUUCAGUUGUGCUUUAUGGGAACUGGCAUGGGAAAUCCUUCAGGAAUAUAUCUUUCUCACACUUAAAUGUUCACGCAAAAUUGUGUGUACUGCAGCCUGCGAUAUCCUAAUAGACGCCUCUACCUGUCUGUCUACAGAGCGGGUCUUCUUUAAUCAUGCACAACAAGACCUUUACUUUGUUUUGAUACAGGUUAACCACCAUAGUUUCAACGUUACACUAUACAAAUAGUUAAAGUUUCACAAUCUUUUAUCACAGGAACCGUUGUUUGUGAUAAGUGGGUUCUUACUUACAUUCGAAGUCCUGGAAUAUGUACAAUACACAUAAAACAGCAUCGAUUUGGUACACGUUUGAGUUCGUAAACCGCUAGAUGAAAGUUGAGGUUCCUGCAGUAGUAUGAAAAAACUUCCACGCGUGUACCUUAUCAGCCUUUCUGGCAUAUUUCUCGUCGUGGAAAACAGGCUGCAAUCUGAAAUCUUCCGUGAGGAUCAAAUAGUUUUAGGAAUAGCGGGAUUUUAACUAUGAAUUAGGUAGUAAAAGAUUUGUCAUUUGGGAGCAGUGGAAAGUUGCCGAAUAUAGAAAGAGUACAUGGGGAAUGAAAGUUUAGUUGCACUGGUUCGUUGCUUGAGUUUUUCAUUUCCUUUUUUUAAAUAAGUCAAAAGGAUGAAGUUAAUUAAACACUUAAAUCACUCACUUGUGUUUAUUUAUGUAAAUAACAGAAUUACUAAAUCACUUCAAUUAAGCAGAAAUGAUGAUUAGAGUUAGUCCAAAUUAUGAAAGUAGUGAUUAAGAGCAGGUGAGAGGUUAGGAAAUUGGAAGUUUCAGUGAGUCAAAAGUGUAUGAAUGGUUGCAUGGAUAACGUAUGAGUGGCCUACUCAAUAGGUCCAAUUGUUAUCCAAACAGGUGAAAUAUAAUUAAGUUUAUGGGUGUGAAGUUAUUCAAACUAUAAAGAAGCUUAUAAGAGAUUGUUUGAUCCAGGAGGAGAAGUAUUUUUUGUGAUAGUGAUGUGAUCCAGGGAAUAGUUGUGCUAAACACAUUUCUAACACCGAACAGAGUUACUACAAGGAAAAGGAGUGAUAGAUAAGCUCUUCAUAUGUUUGAAACUAUUGAACAGUAAAGUAGAAAGGAUUAUGAUUACUUAUUCGUUUUGUACUAUUAGCUUUCUCUUAGCGGAUAGAGUAUUUGGAAAAGUAGAGUAAAUAUUGAGAAAACAGUUAAUAAUGACAAUUAGGUAUAAUGAAAACUACUCUAGUUUAUGAUGCUUUUGUAGGACUUCGUCUUGGUAUUUGAUUGAUAGUAAAAGUCUUAGGCUAGGAACAUUGUUAUCUGUGAAGUAUUUUUUUGUUGAAGAUGAAGAUCAAGCAAAACACCGUGUAGUAGCCUUCUUAUUUAUUGUUUGUGCAAUCUACCUAUCGAUUCGAUUCUUUUUAUUUCACAUUGUAUAUUUAUAGUACUUGUGCGUUGUACCUAAAUAAUUUCUACGACCAACUUCUAUUAAUUAUAAAACUCUAAUGCUUUCCAAAUUUAAAUUUAUCAAUUCUGUUUCUUCCUUUUGGAUACAAAGUAAUGCUCGGAUUCUUCCACGAGUCUUCAUUGAAAUUUCUACCAAUAUCUGCUGGUUUUAUAGCUAUUUUUAUCGGGUUGAUUUCAUUGGGAUAAAAUUGGGAUGAUAUAGUCGAUAUAGCUUUGUUACUUGGUUGUUUAACUUGAACUACUUUGUUGUCUUUGACUUGUUUUCUUCUGUAAUAGAAUACUUCUCCUGCCAAAGUGAUCAUGGCCAAAGCUAAACCGAAUAGAGUUGCUAUAAAUACUCCCCCUAAAAAAUAAGAUAAAUCACAAGUUUUUACGAAUAUCUAUAGUGACUCUAUUAUGAGCUAUUAUUUUUAAAAAUGUUUUUCUUUGGAUACAUUUCGUCCUAAUUUAGAUGUACAAAAUAACCUUUAAAUCAUUUUUUGGCUUUCAUGACAUUGUAUCCAAAUUUAAUUUCAGUAUUUCUUUGGGAAUAUUUUUCCCGAAGUCACCAGUUUCCCAAAUUAACUCGCAAUGCAAUUUUUCUUCGUUUUGACUAAUUUCUUUAUUUUCGAUUAUGUUGAGAUACAUUUUUUAAAUAAUGUUUAUAUUGAUACAGUUAUUCAUUAUAUUUUAAAAUUAAUUCUCUUUUACCUAAACUUUCAAGUGUAAUUCCCUCAUUAUCGUCAGUACUGGGACAGUCUCCUUUUGAAGAAUGAUUCCAAUAUUUCUCCUGCAAACCUUCAAAGAAUCGAUCUUUUUGAAGUUUCAAUAUUCUAAACAAA